Molecule: messenger RNA, 1652 nt
Organism: Temnothorax curvispinosus
Lineage: Eukaryota; Metazoa; Arthropoda; Insecta; Hymenoptera; Formicidae
Product: cytochrome P450 6k1-like
Exons: 6
Coding region: 108-1652 (514 amino acids)
Molecular function (GO): oxidoreductase activity, acting on paired donors, with incorporation or reduction of molecular oxygen; monooxygenase activity; iron ion binding
Source: RefSeq, a predicted model, not a curated record
AUUGCGUAGUAUAUCUUCAGGCUUUAAGAACGUUACUAUUUAGUGCGUCAGAGCAGUAUAAGGGGAGACCGGGGCUAGAAGUAGAAGUCACACAGAGAAGCUGCGAAAUGGCGCUCAUAACGGAGUACUGGACCCUGGAUGGCAUAAUAAUUCUAACAAUUCUCAUUAUAAUCGCUUACCUUUACAUGACUCGCAAUUUCAAGUACUGGAAAAAACGAGGCGUUCUGGAAAUACCGCCCACACCUUUCGUGGGCAAUUUUAUGGAAUGUCUACUUCUACAGAAACCCCCGUCGUAUUUCCUAAAAGAUCUCUACGAGCGAGCGAAAGACGAACCUUAUAUAGGUUUCUACAUUUUUGACAAGCCCUUCUUGUUGCUUCGCGAUCACGAACUCAUUAAGCACGUCUUGAUAAAAGACUUUAAUAUUUUCUUCGAUCGAUACGCCACGGGCAAUCCAAAUGAUCGUAUUGGUCACGCCACUCUCUUCUUCCUUAAAAAUCCAGCUUGGAAAAUUAUAAGAACGAAAUUGACAUCUUUCUUCACAUCCAGUAGACUGAAGAAAAUGUUUGGCCUGAUGCUAGAAUGCGGGAAGCAUUUAGAUGAAUAUCUUGACUCAUUAAAAUUGAAUGAUAAGGGACAAAUAAUGGACGUAAGGGAUGUGAGUUCCAAAUUAACUAUGGAUGUAAUCUGCAAUACUGCUUUUGGACUUGACGUGAACACGUUCAAAGAUCCGAACACUGAUUUCCGCAGAUAUGGCAAAAUGAUGAUAAAAAAUAAUUACGUGCGCGGCUGGGAAUGGCUUGCAAUGUUCUUCCUUCCGGGUAUAACUCGUAUGGCUAAUCUGAAAUUGUUCGGUGAGGAGACCACCGUCUUUCUGCGCAAAAUUUUCUCGGAAACAAUCACUAGACGCAUGGAAUCUGGCGAGAAGAGAUACGACCUCAUCGAUAUUUUGAUCGAGCUCAAGAAGAACAAUAGCGAUGAAGAGGUUGAAGGCUUCAAAUUCGAUGGGGAUGAUCUCAUGGCACAAGCGGCCAGUUUCUUCGCAGCUGGUUUCGAUACUUCCGCAAUACCGAUUGCUCUCACGUUGUACGAACUCGCAUUGCAACCUGAAAUUCAAAGUACACUAAGAAAAGAAAUACUCGAGGCGCUCAACGAUUCCGACGGAGAAAUCACAUACGACAUGAUCAGGUCGCUAUCUUAUCUGGAUAUGGUGGUAUCGGAAACUUUGAGAAAGUAUCCGUCACUAGGAUUUCUGAAUCGCAUGACAAUGCAGACUUACGAAGUACCGAACUCUAAUCUCGUACUCGAGAAGGGCACGCCAGUUUACAUCCCGAUGCUUGGCCUACACUAUGAUCCAGAAUAUUUCCCCGAGCCUCACAAGUUCGAUCCGGAGCGAUUCAAUGAGGAGAACAAACGUAACAGACCGCCAUGCGUUUAUUUCCCAUUCGGAGAAGGCCCACAUGUGUGUAUAGGCAAUCGCUUCGGGCUUUUAGUGAUAAAGCUAACGCUCAUUAAAAUCUUGAGUAAAUAUGAAGUGACACCGUGCGAAAAGACUAUGAUACCGAUGAUAGCUGAUCCGACAACAAGCUUGACAACACCGUUAAAUGGUGUAAUAUAUCUCAAUAUGCGAAAAAUUAAUACUGCUGCUAAUUAA